Molecule: messenger RNA, 1503 nt
Organism: Raphanus sativus (radish)
Lineage: Eukaryota; Viridiplantae; Streptophyta; Magnoliopsida; Brassicales; Brassicaceae
Product: vegetative cell wall protein gp1
Exons: 1
Coding region: 55-1224 (389 amino acids)
Source: RefSeq, a predicted model, not a curated record
GUAAUUGUAACAUUGUGAUUUCACACUAAUAACAUCUUACAUUUCAUUUGUAUAAUGUCUAACGUGCGUCCAUGGUUCCGUCUCGCUAGCAUCGCUAGACCUACAUCACAAGGCUCAAGCGACCCACCUCCUCCUCCACCUCAACCUCGACAAACCCCUAGCCGUCAGGUUGUAGUCAGACAACAGCCGAAACAACCGUCACCUACACAGCAGCAACAACCUCCUUCGCCUCCACGUCAGCAACGACCUCCUUCGCCUCUACGCCAGCAACGACCUCCUUCGCCUCCACGCCAGCAACGACCUCCUUCGCCUCCACGUCAGCUUCCUUCCCCACCACGUCAGCAAACUCCUCCACCUCCUCAAGAGCGGUCUCCAUAUCAUUCACCGCCGAGCCGCUACAUGUCACCACCGACCCCACCAAAAGCUAAGUCUCCGUCGCCCCCACCGCCACCACCUCGGUCGUCAUACACGCCGCCACCAUCUCCCAAGGAGGUUCAAGAAGCUUUCCCACCGCGAAAACCAACUUCACCGCCGAGUCCAGCCCAUUCAACUAGGUCAACAAAAUCUGAACCAGAGAGUUUUCGAAAAGCACCAUCACCGAGAACACUCUCUCCUUACUCUCUCCCACCUCCUCAGUUACAUUUCGAACGUGAAACCACUCAGAAAAACAUUCUCACGGCCGAGAAAACAAGCCAACUCCAAGAACCAAAUCAUCAUAACCAGAGCCAUAACCAUAAUAAUCAAGGCAACAACACCAAGAGGACUCAUCGUCAACAACCUUUUUCUGGUUCCGAAAACAUAAUGGGCACACGAGCCAUCACCAUUGCAGGUGAAAACAAAGGUGCUGUAAUGGAGAUUCUACGCUCACCAUCAGGCAACAGAACCGGAGGAGCAGGACCACAUCCCUCUGUGGGGUUUAGCGGCACUGGAGAGAAAGGACGGCGACUUCAAAGCAGUAGUAGCAGCAGCAGCAGCAGUGAUGAAGGAGAAGGGAAGAAGAAAACCACCAAGAACCCUAAUAAUAAUGCCAAUAAUAGUCAUCAUCUUCCGAUGAAAGCAUUUAUGAACAGUAACGUUCAGAUGAUAAACAACUCUCUUGUUUACAACUCGAUGGCGACUCAUCAUGAUCCUGGUGUUCAUCUUAAAAUCUCUCGGAAACCUGGCUCUGGCAAUGGUUUCCACGUCAAGGAUUACGGUAAUAAUGACGGCGGAUACACCAACUGAAAAAGUAACAUUUAUUCCGAAAAGGAAAAGAAAACCAAAAACAAAGUUAAGGGUUUUGGGUUCUAUUUACAAUAAAUUCAAUUUGUUAAGAAAAAAUAAAAAAGAGGAAAAAAAGGAAUAAGAACAAAAAAACGAGUGGGGUUAGUGGUUUAUGAUUAUUCUCUAAUCUUUUUAUGACCUUCUCACUCACAUGGAGUCUUGAUCCGUUUAUUGCAACGGAAUUUUUAUAUAAUUUGUAACGUCCUUUUGUCAAACAAUAAUCAUGAAAUCGUUUCAUCA